This is a messenger RNA of Westerdykella ornata, 1380 nucleotides long. Its product is annotated as cytochrome P450. Gene Ontology annotation, molecular function: monooxygenase activity; heme binding; iron ion binding. Lineage: Eukaryota; Fungi; Ascomycota; Dothideomycetes; Pleosporales; Sporormiaceae. The transcript is spliced from 2 exons. The record is from RefSeq and is a predicted model, not a curated record. The coding region runs from base 1 to 1380 and encodes 459 amino acids.
AUGGGGCCGGGGAAAACGGUCGUCGUGCGCGAUCCCGCGCUAGCGGCGCACGUGCAAAGGCAGAGUCCCGAUAGGAGUUUCUACGGCGCGAUACUCGAGGUUACGAAGAGGUUGGUUGGGUUUGAUGAUAGGGCUAUGGAGGUGGUGAUGGCGGCCGCCCUCUCCCCCGGAAAACACCUCGACUUGCUCAUCGCCCAGCAAGCCUCGACGCUCGCGACGCAGCUCCGCGAAGCGCACAUCAGCGACACGCCCAUAUCGCUCAUGGCGUUUAUACAGCAGCACUUCACAUUCGCCUCGGCGCUCACGCUGUACGGCCCGCACAACCCAUUCGCAAGGAAUCCCUCGCUACUGCGGGAUUUCUGGACGUACGAAGCGGGGAUGAUGAAGAUAUUGCUGUCCCCUUGGCCGUGGAUGACGGCGCGGCGGGCGUGGAAGGCGCGCGAGCGCGUGAAUGCCGGUUUUACAGAGUACGUUGAGCGGAGGGGGUAUGAGCAAGGGGCGAGCGCGAUGAUCCGGCAGCGCGUGGGGAUGAAUUUGAGAUAUGGGCUGGGGGAGGACGUGGCGGCGAGGAGCGAGUUGAUUAUGCUGUUUGCGGUGCUGGGGAAUGCGGUCCCCGGAACGUUUUGGACCGUGGUGAAUUUGUACGGCCGACCGGAGUUGUUGCGGAGGGUGAGGGAGGAGGUGGAGAUGAAUGCGGUGGUUGAGGAGGAGGAGGAGGACGGUGGGGAGGGAGAAGGAGGGAAGAAGAGAAGACUUAUUGACGUUGCACGGCUCAAAUCGCAUUGCCCGCUCCUCGUUUCUGCGACAAGAGAAUCGCUCCGGAGGAUCAGCAAUAUGUCGUCUGUCCGGCUCGUGACGCGGAGCCAUACCAUCAGCGCGCCGGGGUCGAAUCAGCCUUCCUAUCUUCUGCAAAAGGGCACGGUGGUCCAGAUAGCGAGCGGCGUCAUGCAUCACGAUGAGCAGAUUUGGGGCAAGGAUGCCGAGGAUUUCGUGGCGGAGAGAUUCAUCAAUGCACCAUCGGCUACCCUAGGACAGCCGAAGAAGGGCGAGAGCGAGGACAAGACGACGGCGACGGCGUCGAUAACGUCACUACCACCCUCCGUUGCGCCCUCCGCAUACCGCGUGUUUGGCGGCGGCAGUUCGCUAUGUCCCGGGCGGCACUUUGCGAUGAGCGAGAUCGUGGCGUUUGUAGCGUUGUGCGUGUGCAUGUUUGACAUGGAGGGGGAGGAGGGAGGGGUGGUGGAGGUGCCGGAGAGGGAUGAUAGGAGGGUGCCUUUGAGCGUUAUGAAGCCUGUGAGAGACGUGAGGGUGAGGAUGAGGCGGAGAGGGGGUGGGAGGGAGGAGUGGGGGGUUGUGGUGGAGUUCGUGUCUGGGGGAUGA